Molecule: messenger RNA, 2413 nt
Organism: Epinephelus lanceolatus (giant grouper)
Lineage: Eukaryota; Metazoa; Chordata; Actinopteri; Perciformes; Serranidae
Gene: pim2
Product: Pim-2 proto-oncogene, serine/threonine kinase
Biological process (GO): protein autophosphorylation; negative regulation of apoptotic process
Cellular component (GO): cytoplasm
Molecular function (GO): ATP binding; protein serine/threonine kinase activity
Source: RefSeq, a predicted model, not a curated record
AAAACAGUAACGUAAAGCAGAAGGCGGUCAGAUGAGUCAGAGCAGAAGUUUAGGAGAUUAUUUUAACGUUUGAUCAGUUUCAGCUGCAGAAAUUAACUUUAAUUGUAGUUUUCUUCGCUGACGUUGGAUUAAAAAGCUUUAAGCGGGAAACAGACGGAGGCGUCGGUCUGUUCAAAGCGGAAUAACGAGUUUUAAAAUCGACCACAAAGGAAUUUAACCGACGACACGAUGGAUUUUAUCAACUGCAACUGAAAGUAUUCACAAAAUGUUUGAGAAAAGAGUCGCAGAGUUUGAAGUGGAGGAGGUCAGAGGGAAAAACGUGAAGGAACCGUUCUGCAGUCAGUAUCGCUGUGGUCCUCUGCUCGGCAGCGGCGGUUUUGGUUCAGUGUUUUCAGGCCAGAGGCUCUCAGAUGGACUGCAGGUUGCCAUCAAACAGAUUUCCAGUGACAGAGUUCAGCAAUGGGCCAGACUGCCCGGUGAGGUCGGCCCUGUUCCCAUGGAGAUCGCUUUGCUGCAGCGGCUGUCAGACGUCGGAGGUCACGGGGGCGCCAUCCGCAUGCUGGACUGGUUCGAGGUGGAGGGGCGGGGCUUCCUGCUGGUUCUGGAGCGACCGCCUCAGUGUCAGGACCUGUUCGACUUCAUCACAGAGAGAGGAGCGCUGCCCGAACGCCUCGCCCUCAGGUUCUUCCGUCAGAUUGUGGAGGCGCUGCGGUUCCUUCACGCCCAUGGCGUCGUGCACCGAGACAUCAAGGACGAGAACAUCGUGGUCGACACUAGGACGCUGGACGUCAAGAUUAUCGACUUCGGGUCAGGAGCUCCGCUCAAAGAGACGCCGUACAGCGAGUUCGAAGGUACUCGAGUCUACAGUCCUCCUGAGUGGAUCCUGUCUCAGUCCUAUGACGCCGUCCCUCUCACCGUCUGGUCUCUGGGCGUCCUGCUCUUCGACAUGGUGUGUGGCGACAUCCCGUUCGAGCGCGACCAGGAGAUCGUCAGGGCCACGCCCAUUUUCACCAGAAGGGUCUCUAAAGAAUGCCAGUCUCUGAUUCGCUGGUGCCUGUCCUACCGUCCAGAGGAGCGUCCAACUCUGGAGGAGAUCCUGUCUCACGCCUGGAUGGAGGGAGGAGACAGGGAGGAAGAGGAGGAGGAGAGAGGAGACCUGCAGGAGGACUGCAGCUCUCUGCCCAGCCAGUCUCUGUGACUGCAUAACCUGAACAUACAGGGACGGACACGACCCUGAGUCCACGGGCCCCUGGGUGAAUAAACACAGACCCUGAGUAAACAUGUCGUCUUCUCUGUACGUCUCUCUGAUGGUGGACGUCUCUCUGAUGGUGGACGUCUCUGACAGGACUGUGGCUGAUCUGAGACUGUUCCACUCUCGGCCAGCAGGGCGGCAACACAAACUAAAACCUCACACUGGAUUUUAAAGGAGCAGUUCAGAGUUUCCUUCGUGUUUUAAUCUGUUGACCUCACUUCCUGUGAAAUCACGAUGAAGGUCAAAGUGUUCAGUUUGCUCAUUGAAGAGUUAACGGGUUGAAACGUGGAGGAAACUCUGCUGUGAUCCGUCACAAACUAUAUUUAUUUAGAUUUUUGUUUCCUCGUCACACUGCAGUCAGCUGAUUACUUUUUUAAGUUAUAAUUUAUCUGUUGGUGAGCGCAGCAGAAACACUUCCUGUUGAGGUAUUUAUUUAGUAUUUAUGUUUUGUAUUGAAGAUAUAGACCUUUUUUUUCUGCAUCAGAGAACACUGAACAAACUGCAGACACUCUUUAGUUGUUACCUCCGUCACAGAUGAUCCAGGUCACAGAGUAGAAACCAGCUGGUGUGUAUGAAGAUAUGAACAUCAGCUGUUCACCUGUGGAGCUUCAGUUACAGGUGAACAUCUCACCAGGUGUCUCUGGCCUUUUUCACACAGAGGGAGCCGCUGCGAGGCCCCUCCUCCACGCCGCCUUUGAAUUUUUACACAGAACAAAUAAAAGAAACUUCACCUGAUACUGAUCUCUAUUCCUCCGUAGAGUCAAACUCCACAGACCUUUAACAGCACACGUCCCCACAGUGACACACCUGUCAAAAAAUGUUUGAAAAAUGUUUGAGUGUGUUCAGUGACGCUGGAGCAGCAGCAGUCAAAUUAAACUAAAACGCAGGAAGUUAGUUUGACGUUAAAGUCAGAACUUUAAUUUAACGUAAAGACAAAGAGAUUUUAUUUUUAUUUUUGAUUCCUUUUCAGAUGAAAACCAGUGACGGCGUUGAUGUUCAGAUGUGACCUCACUGUAAAUACUUGUGUAUUAUCGUCUGGUUUUAUGAUCAAAGUGGCUCAUUGGUCACUUGUUGCUGUUUAUUUAUAUUAAAUAGGAAUUUAUGGAUCGAAAGAAGAAAAAAAAGAUCCAGUGUUUGAAUAAAACAGUUUUUGUCACUUCA